AUGGCUCGCAUAGCGCAACAAAACCAAAGGAUCCAGGAUAUCCUCCCAACCCUUCAGAACGAGGCAGACCAGAUCGACCAGAUUGCAAAGAUAAGAGGAUGGUUCCGUCCAAAGGAAGACAGCGCGUACUACCAGGUGGUACAAAACUAUCUCAACGAGAAGAUCGACGUGAAAGAAGCGACGUCGCGCAUUCUCGAUCCCAUCGAUGAGAAGAUUAAAGAGGCCAAGCUAGACGACGUGGACUUCAUGGAUCUAUGGAACAGCAUCAUCCACUCAGCAAGACGAUCAACAUUCCGCGAUGGCGCCCGGACACAGCACAACCAACUCAUCGAUCUACUCACCGCGUUCAAGAAGCACUCAAUACCGGACAAGAAGGAGUACGACUAUCUCUACAAGGAAAUGACCGACUUUGGCAUGGCCUGUCGUGAAGCUUACAACGACGCGCCCGUCGCUCACGAAGGCUACAUCGAGAGGGAGGUAGAAGCUUGGACGAACAUGAACUACUUCUUCGCCUUGGCGGCAAGAAAUGAUAUCCAAGAUCUCUCGAUGUACGCCAUCUUCGCGCUACGAGAAGCUCUCGAGACACCUCCAGUUGACGAACCGAUGUCGACAGCCAACCAAAAGUACGACGCCAACGUUCCCGCAGCCGCAGCUUGGAUAUUAGGCUACGGCCACGACCUCUUCCGCAUGGAAAAAGAUCUCACACCCACCGACAAAAAGCAAGGCAACCCAGCCCGCGGGGGCGAACUUUGGAAGGGCAAAAGCGAGUUCAGCAAAGAAAGAUGGGCACUCUGGAAGGAUCGAUUCGCAGCGAUUGCAACUAUGGAGGGUGUCAAGGAGCAGACAAGGAUUGAUGCCAAAGACGCGAUAGAGGGCAUGGAGCGGAGCCAGACGUAUGAGCUCAUGAGGUAA
Messenger RNA from Alternaria ventricosa, 912 nucleotides. RefSeq lists its product as uncharacterized. Bases 1 to 912 code for a protein of 303 amino acids. NCBI's taxonomy places the organism in Eukaryota, Fungi, Ascomycota, Dothideomycetes, Pleosporales, Pleosporaceae. The record is from RefSeq and is a predicted model, not a curated record. The transcript is spliced from 2 exons.